Panicum virgatum (switchgrass) is the source of this 1423-nucleotide messenger RNA. RefSeq lists its product as uncharacterized. Bases 53 to 1021 code for a protein of 322 amino acids. The transcript has a single exon. NCBI's taxonomy places the organism in Eukaryota, Viridiplantae, Streptophyta, Magnoliopsida, Poales, Poaceae. The record is from RefSeq and is a predicted model, not a curated record.
ACUUUGCUGGCCCUUCACACGCCACCGGAUCGCGCAACUACUCCCGCCUUCCAUGGACUCCCUCCCCACGGCGGCGGCGGUUGCCAUGGUGCUGGCCGUCCUCGCCGCCACGGCGGAGGCGGCAGCAGCCGGCUCCUACGUCCCCGCAAUCGCCACCGCCGACUUCCUCUUGUCGCCCGUCUUCCUGUGGGUGGCAGCCAACGCUAUCAUCAUCUGGCUCCUCUCGUCCUCCCGCCGCGGCAGGACCAACGACAGCGCUGCCUCGUCCUCGGCAGCCGCCGGCGAGGACGCCGUGCACGACACCGCGGAUAGCCUCUACACGUCUUCGUCCGAGUACGAGUAUUUCUCCGAAGCGGGCAGCGCCGCCCGUCGCGCGGCCGACGCGGCGCCGGUGUCCAGGAGGCUGGCCCGGGAGGCGAGGGCGGCCAGGCGAGCCGACCGCCCACGCGUGCGCAAGAAACCGGCCGGCCAGGACGCGCCGGGACCGAGGCUGGCCGGCGCGUCAGCGGCGGCGGAGGCACGCGAGCCCGACGAGGAGAGACGCGUCGUCCAGGACCAGGAGACGCCUGUAGCCUUCGCCUUCGCCGGCGCCGCCGACGACGGCGAGGACGAGGACGUGUCCAUAGACUCGCUGUGGCAGUCCAUCGUGCAGCGGCGCGCGGCGCGGCCGGUGGUCGUGCAGAAGAGCGAGUCGUGGGGCAACGACGAGCUGCCCCGGCUGCAGCGCGUGGCCGAGACGGCCGCCGCGACGCGCCGGGCGAUGCGCAAGUCCGUCUCGGCGGUCAGCAAGGCGUCGGCGGCCCCGCAGCCUCCGGCGGCGGCGCCGUCGGCGCUCCGGCAGCUGGGGUGGCGCACGCGGGACGUGCUCGAGGCGAUCGCGCCGGACGAGCUGCUGCGGCGCGCGGAGAGCUUCAUCCGGCGGCAGCACGAGCACCUGCGCCUGCAGCGGCAGGAGUCCGAGCAGCGCCAGCUCCAGCUCCAGCGCCGCCUCCAGCAGGCCCCCGCCCUCAUCCGCGUCUAGACACGGCAUGGUGCCGCGCCGGCCGGCCGGCCGGCGGUCUAACAGACGCCGUAUGGUACCCAUGUAUGCUUCACAACCGACGAUCGUCGAUCGAUGCCCGUGGCGGGGCAAGGCCAUGUACAGAAGCCGUCUACGUGCCAGAGGCCGCAGCCCCGGCAUCAGCAUCGAUCGAGAGGCAAAGAGGCUGCAGCCCCGGAGCCCUCAUCAAGUUUUCAGCACAUCCUCUUUCCAAUGUAGAUUAUACUUAAGGAGAUCACUAUGUGAGUAUGUGUAAGUAGGAUCUAUUAUAUAUUUGCAUGCAAAAGUACAGUUAUGUGACUGCCCAUGGGUCUACUGUAAAUUAGUACAGCCUCUUGAAUAAAUGUAGAGGGUGUGCACCCUGCACAAGAGUUCUUUGUUCUU